ACUUCACGCCCUACCAUUCGUUCCAUCACUGCACCGCACCACUCCCUCACCCUGCCUACCCUCCCCCUCCUCAAAUGUCUGGCCGCAUGCUGAUCACAUAAUGCCACCUGCAGGCGAUCAUGAACCCAGCAUGGAACGGGCAGAAUACCAUGUUUCAACACGGCGCCAGCCACCAUAGCUACGGCAAUAACAAUAACAACAACAACACCAACCACAAUAACCCUCUCGACGGCUUCGAUUUCUCCCAGAAUGGCCAGCACGCGCCGCCCCAUCCUCCGCCCUCCGCGACCUUCGCUCCCAACUCCACGAUACCGGCCAAGCGGCCCCAUGACGACGUGUCGCGCUCGCAGACUCCCUCCUCGUACGGCGCUUUUCCCGGUCAGCAACCGUUUCCUAAUGCGCCCACUCCAUAUCAACACCUGCAACAGCCCGGAUCCAACAACGCGACGCCCUCGCCGACGAUGCAGAACCAGCAGUUUCGACCUCCCCAGCAGCAGCCCCAGCAGCAGCCACAACCGCGCAUGAACAACGCGUCGCCAUCGCCCUUUCCCGGCCAGCCGCAACAGGCGAACUAUGGCAACCCUGCCACCCCACAAGGCCAGGUCAAUCCAAUGGCACAGAUGGGGAGCAUGAACAUGGGCGGAAUGAAUAUGCCGAGCAGCCUGCAGCAGCAGAUGGCCAAUAUGGGCAAUAUGGGCAAUAUGCAGGCCAACAGCGCACAACGGGUGUAUCAGAUGAAGCUUCUACAGCAUCAGCAGCAGUUGCGCGCCAGUGGCAUGUUGCCUCCACGUGUCGGUGGACAGCCUGGACAGCCUGGUCAGCCUGGACAAAUGGCAGCCAUGGGUGCUAUGGGUGCUAUGGGCACAAUGGGCACAAUGGGCGCAAUGGGCGGUGCCGCGCAGAUGGCCAAUGGCCAGAUGAAUCCUCAAAUGAUACAAGCGCAUCAACAACAGAUUGCGAAGCGGCAGCAGUUCAUGCAGACUCUCCAGGCAUACGCGCAAAAGCAAGGACGCCCGUUCAACCCACAGCCCACGAUAGGUGGGCGACCUGUCGACUUGUACACCCUAUUCACAGUCGUGACCAGCGUGGGCGGCUCACCACAGGCUGACAAGAACAACCAGUGGCAGAUGAUCGCGACUAAACUGGGCUUCACGCAGCCGCAAUUUCCAUCUGCGCCAGAAGAGCUGAAGAAUUUGCACUCGGUAGCAAUAGGAGCGUAUGAGCGUAUGUGGUUUCAGGCGAGGAUGUCGCAAAAGCAAACCGAGGCGAGGACGCAUGCGCAGCAAAUGGCGUUCAACGGACAGCCGCAGCAAUCUCCAACCAAGAUGAUGCAUCCCGCGGGCCACCAGAACCAGUACCAACAACAGUAUCAGCCGAAUCAGCAAACGCAGCAAACUACGCCGGUGCAAGCGAACGCAUCAUUACCGCAGAAUGGCAUGUCUACGCCACAGCAGAUGAUGGGAGGCGCUGUUGGUAUGCAUCACCGCAGGAAUAGCAGCUUGCGAAAGGCUGAGCAGACGACACCUCAACCUGGGGUACGACCAGACACGGCAACGGCGUCUCCGCUUGUGGCCAAGCAAAGGCCGCCUUCUGUGAAACGAGAAUCGACUGGCCCCGUCAUGAAGAGCGAAGAGCCCCAAAGUACCAACUACGAGCCCCACAUCAGGUCAAUAGCGUCGGAUGGAGGGUACGAUAUUCCUGCGCUGUUCGAUAUUGGAACUGUCAUCGCGUCGAAGAUGCCCAACAUGCCUGCCGUGGACGAAAUGGGCGUUAUUGACACCAAGGCCAUCACGCUGAGUCUAGCAUCCGGUAUACACGCAGAGGUGCGGUAUGCGCUCGAUGUCCUCGCCAUCAUCUCCUUCGAUCAACGUGUCGCUCUCAAUCUCAACUCAUGCGAAGACUUACUGGACGUCAUUAUCGAUUGCGCCGAAGAACAGAUCGAUACUCUCGCAGAAGAUGCCGUCGAAGUGUCAGACGCCCUGGACCUGCCAGCGUAUGAAGAUGUGUUGCGAAGCGCCAAGCUGGAGGCAGAGACACUGCAGGAAGUGCCUGAAUUCGGUUCGCGUGCCUAUGACCUUGAUCGGGCUGCGGACAAGCUGAUUGCCAUCAGCACCUCGCUCAGGAACUUCUCGUUCUACGAGUUUAACCAUGUCUUGCUCACAUCUGCGCCUGUCAUAAAAUGGCUGAGUAACACCAUUCGAUUGUUGGGGACUCGAAAUAUGCUCUUGCGAACCCACUACAAUACUGGUGACUUUUUCAAGGACACGAUUAUCUUCCUCUCCAACAUUACGCAGAGUCUGGAAAUCCCCUCACGAGAUGAUGCACUGCACCUCUUGCACUUCCUGCUCGCUUUCGCGCCACAGCCUGCGCCGAAAUAUACCGAAAGUGGCGGCAACUUGAGGUUUACGAGCUUUUCUCCCAUACAACAUAAAUACUUGCCACCCGCCGUCGAUUGCUUGGCCAAGUUGCUUGCCAGGCAAGACCCCAAUCGAGCAUUGUAUAAAACCAUCUUCGCUGGGUCAAGUGCAGCCGCAGAGCCCCCGAUCGACCUACUGACGAAGGCGUUUGCGUUAUCAAUAUCGGUAUUGCCCGAUCGAUCGAAAGGGCCAGUGGGCAACACAGCGCAACUGCGAAUUGUCGAAGCUAGGAAGGCGUAUCUGACGCAGGGCAUGUUGGCAGCUGACAUCCUCACCACACUAGCACCGAGUAACGAUGCAAACCUCGCACGUGCCUGGAUCGAAAGUGAGGAUGGCUGGGCUGUCGCGCUUCUCAACCUCGCGGCUCUGCUGUCUGUCGAUAGAAACCAGACGGCUGGACCCAAGGGGCGUGAGCUGGGCAUGGAUACGGAAACGUUCAAGCUCAUAACCUAUCGCGCCCUCACAAUGAUGAAGCGGCUCGCAGAGAAGGGUGGAAAAGGCAGCAUCCAACGUGUGUUUGGCCCGAAGGACGGUUCUCAAGACAGUGGAUCGAAUGGCAUGAAUGGCGAACAUGGCGGAGACUACGAGGAACUGCCGACGGGACCGAAGUGGGAGGGUAUACCGCAGGGGCAUGCGAUCCUGGGUGCGUUGAUGAUGCCCAAUACCGACAAAGUGGCGUUAGGUCUUCUUUGCGGACUACAUGAAAUGGCCAUGUCGCAGAGCUAAGGUUUGGGAACGGCGCUGGCGUUGAUCAGACGAAUUGCAAAGCCCGACACGAUUUGACACGGCUUGGCUAGGAGUGGGUCAUGAUAUGCAUUUCGCGGUCGUGGGGCGGGAAGACGAGAACGAUUUGAACUUUGGACGAUUGUUGUGUACAAAGACUCAGGCGGGGCAAAUGGAUACCUUAUCUGGUGUGUUGUAAGAAGAUGUGAGUGCACAAUGAGAAAAGAACGUCUUGUGUGUGUACAUGCAUGAUUUUCCAUUUUGCUACUUACUGUGAGAAUUGUAGCUUCGAUCUCCCACAUCGCCGUCGUCGUUGUCUUUCCCCUGGCCGUCUCAUUGCGCGCUUCCAUUUCCCCAAAACGUCCGCUGCAGUAUCCUCAUGAUCAUCCUCAUAGUCAUCAUCGGCGACCCAGACACAAAGACACACAUGAGAGAGAAAAACCUGCCCAAACCCCAAGCUCACUCACUCACUCACUCAAGAGGAAGGAAAUCUCUCUCCUUUUUACACCAAGAAGCCAUCAUCAUCAUCACUCACCACCGGCUCUGGCUUAACCUCUUCUGCCUCCUUAUUCUUCUUCUUGUUGCUGCUCACAAGAGUCUUGAUCCGCUUCGCAACCGGAGUCAGAGCUUCAUCGUCGUUCUCAUGCUCAUGCUCAUCCUCGUCAGAAUCGCCAGCGUUGGUCUUGCGAGCUUUGGUUUUCUUGGUUGCUGAAGCUAAAGCUGAAGCUGAAGCUGGAGUAGAUGGACGGCUACGCUUG
This is a messenger RNA of Sphaerulina musiva SO2202, 3898 nucleotides long. RefSeq lists its product as uncharacterized. The transcript has a single exon. Gene Ontology annotation, biological process: regulation of transcription by RNA polymerase II. The record is from RefSeq and is a predicted model, not a curated record. The coding region runs from base 120 to 3143 and encodes 1007 amino acids. Lineage: Eukaryota; Fungi; Ascomycota; Dothideomycetes; Mycosphaerellales; Mycosphaerellaceae. Gene Ontology annotation, molecular function: transcription cis-regulatory region binding. Gene Ontology annotation, cellular component: nucleus; SWI/SNF complex.